Dictyostelium discoideum AX4 is the source of this 966-nucleotide messenger RNA. Its product is annotated as sucraseferredoxin-like family protein. Bases 1 to 966 code for a protein of 321 amino acids. The record is from RefSeq and is a predicted model, not a curated record. Lineage: Eukaryota; Evosea; Eumycetozoa; Dictyosteliales; Dictyosteliaceae. The transcript has 2 exons.
AUGAGUAGAGAAAAUUUAAAGAUUUUAACUCUUGCUGCUACUAUUGGUUUUUCAGUUGCAGUGACUACCUUUUUAUUUAGAUAUUAUUCAAAUAAUAAUCAUAAUUUAUCAUCAUUUAACGUCCAAGAAAAUAAUACUCCAACUACAAAAUCAACACCAACACCAACACCAGCUCCAGAACCAUCAACUAAUUCAAAUGUUAAUAAAGGUCAAAGACAACAACCACAAAUAUUAGAUAUUGAAGAAUUAAUCGCAAAAUGUGGCUUUUGCAGACCAGAAAUGGUAGAUUCAAAUAGAGAAACACCAAAUAAUUCUAUUUCGACAUAUCAUAGACAUUAUUUUAUUUGUACUGGUAUUCCAAGUGAAGAAUGGCCAGCUAAAUUAUAUAGUGCUACACCACUUUUAGAAAGUUUUCAACAAGUAAUGAAAAAGUAUGAAAAUAAUCCAAGAAAGAAUCAAAUUAUCAAUGCAACAGAUAUUCAACCAUUGAAUAAGGAUAGCUUAGAUGUAAUCAUUUUCCCAGAAAUGGUUAAAUUGGUUGGAUUAACUCCAAACACUAUGGAAAAAGUUUUAACCUAUUUCCAAGAUAAUGAUACUAUUGAUCUUUCAACAUUCCCAAUGGAAAUUCAAGUUGAACAAUUGAGUGGAAAAUAUAUCUUUAUUUGUACUCAUAAACAAAAAGAUCAACGUUGUGGUUAUUGUGGUCCAAUUUUAGUCGAUCAAUUAAGAGAUCAAAUUAAAGAAAGAUCUUUGGAAAAAGAAAUUCAAGUAUUUGGUACCUCUCAUGUCGGUGGUCAUAAAUAUGCUGGUAACGUUUUGGUUUUCCCACCAGGUAACUGGUAUGGUUAUGUAACUCCUGAUGAUGUCUCCUCAAUCAUUGAUUCUACAAUCUCUGGUGAAGUCAUUCAAAAACUUCAUCGUGGUACUAUGGGUACUGAAAUCCCAAAAAAAGAAAAAAAACAUUAA